AUGCCAUGGAAGAAAUGGCAAGGUCAGGGCAAGGGCCAGCAAUGGAGCGAGUGGGAGAAACCCUCGAAGAAGGGGAAAGACAAAGAAGAGAAAGGUGGCAAGCAGCCCAUCCUGUAUGGCUGGGACGGCAAGAAGAUCGAGGUCAAGCGAGAUGGAGGUGCAAAGCCGGGCUCAUCCUCGGGAUCCUCGCAUUCGGAUGCUGCAUUGCGGGAAGAGAACCGCAAAAUCAAGGAGGUUGUGAGGAAUCUCCUUGGGAGCGAGACGCAGUCAGACGCGGAUAUCCAGGCUUUGAGGGACUUUGCCAAGGUCAUCGACGAGCAAGAAGCCAACUUUCAGAGCUGGCAGGAGACAUACAAGGCUGGCCUCGAGCAAGAAGAGAAGCGAUACCAGGCAAAGAUGGCCGAGCUCCGAGAGGAGUUGAAGGGCCUGCCGGUCUAUGUGCAGCAGGAACUGGCCGAUUUGCGAGGCCAAAUGCGACAGUUCAUGAGCUAUGCCCAGAUGAUGGAGAAGAAGAAUGCUGCCUUGACAGACCAAGUGACCAUGUUGGUCACAACGCUUCAGAGCAGAGAGCAGCAGAUCUCUUCGGAUUUCUCGCCACAACACCCGGUUCCUCGCUCAGGCAAUGGAAAUACCCUAUGGGCUCCUUCGAAAGAAGAGGGUGUGGCAUCCGUGGAAAAGAGGGAGAGGUCGCGAUCGCCCACAAGGAAGAUAGCCAAGCUCGAACACAAGCUGGAUCCAGUGGAGUUCAAAUUGCAGCUGGAGAAGAUCUCAGAGGGCUCUGGAGGCGGUGCUGCCCCUGAUCCAGAAGCAGAUGCCAAGAAGGGUUUGAAUGUCCCUCAUCCUCUCCCCGAAGCGGGCAGUUCAGCGCUUGCGCCCUUCGGAAAGAAGACAAAGCCUGGCGCAGCAGAGAGGCAGAAUGUCAGCCCAUAUGGCAGAGUUCGCACCAAGGAGAUGGAUGGAUCUUGUGUCUUGGAAGGAUUGGAUUCCUAA
Durusdinium trenchii is the source of this 990-nucleotide messenger RNA. NCBI's taxonomy places the organism in Eukaryota, Dinophyceae, Suessiales, Symbiodiniaceae. The record is from the annotation of a GenBank genome assembly.